CACGCCGCCUGCGCCCCCACACCCACGCCGCCUCCUCUCUCCCCUUCGCGAGCACCGGCGGAGGACCGACGAUGGUGCUGCCAUUGAUGAAGCUCGGCUUGCUCGCGUUCCGGACGCUGAGCAAGCCCGUCGCCAAUAAACUCAAGCGCAACGCCGGCAUCCACCCCAGGUUCCGCGGAUUCAUCAUCGACGUCGCGCAGGCAAACCAUCGUUUAGCAACAAACAUGCAGAGGCGACUUAUUGGACGUGCAACUGACAUUCACAUUCGGCCCCUGAAUGAAGAGAAAGCUAUUCAAGCUGCUACAGAUCUUCUUGGUGAACUGUUCAUUUUCUCGGUUGCUUGUGGUGCAAUAAUCUUUGAGGUUCAUAGAAGUGGCAAGUCAGAAGCCAGAAAAGAAGAGGCCCGUAAGAAGGCGCUCGAGGAAAUAAAGGAGAAGAUGGAGGAGCUCGAGAGGGAAAAGCAGAUGAUGAAGCUGAGGGUGGCCGAGGUGGAGCGGGUGACCGGGGUAGGGGGCGGGUGGCCGUGGGUUCUUCCAAGGGCCUUUACUUCCGGCGCCGCCCAGGCAGAGCCAGAGCCAGAGCCAGAGCCAGCAGCUCAGCAGCCCACGGCUGCUUAGCUGCCGAUGGCAGAUGCAGAUCGCCUCUGUAGGCAGUUCCUUGAAUGAUUCCAUCGCGUUUGCAAACCAGCGCUGAGAUUUGUGUAGCGCGUGUUGUGAAUAGUGUGUCCCGAGAGGUUUGGUCUGAAUUGGAGCUGUCGAUGGAGGAUGAUAUCCCUUUCUUUUUUUGACAUCAGAGGAUGAUAUGUUCCUGGUGGUAAUGAGGUGCCUGGAAUUGUAGUUACUUCGUGUUCAGACUUCAGAGUAAUACUAAUAUUAGAGAGCAAUCAAGGUAACAACUCAAGUGGUAAUAUCUUCUGGCAUGAAAGUGAUUUUUAAGGACUCUGGUAUUGGACUAUUAGCAGAACACAGAAGGAACAUCGAGAGGAAGCUCGUUCAACGUCCAUCCACAAACGUAUU
Triticum dicoccoides is the source of this 1016-nucleotide messenger RNA. RefSeq names its product OPA3-like protein. Gene Ontology annotation, biological process: regulation of lipid metabolic process. Gene Ontology annotation, cellular component: mitochondrion. The coding region runs from base 72 to 617 and encodes 181 amino acids. The record is from RefSeq and is a predicted model, not a curated record. The transcript has 4 exons. NCBI's taxonomy places the organism in Eukaryota, Viridiplantae, Streptophyta, Magnoliopsida, Poales, Poaceae.